AUCAUAUCCCGCCGUUAUAUUCAACUACGAACAUGUCCAGCACUGUAAUGUCAGGUAACCACAAGGAUCAACCAAUGUCUGCUUUAGAGGAAACAGGACGAGUCUUUGCGAUCAGUUUGCCUCUGUCUCUGGAUCGGAUAGUGCACGUGUUAUCUAGCAGAAAAUGAAUGGGACAUGGAGAGAGCCUUGAACUCUUUCUUUGAAGCUCAUAUGGAUUCAGUCUUUGAUGUUGAAGACGCAGAAGAAACUAAAUAUGUGCCUGGGAAUAAGAGAAAGGGGGUGAAUUCUUCUGACACUGCUGAUACUUCUGGAACAAAGAAGAAAUUUAAGACGGAUAAGGUGGAUUGCAUUGACUUGACAGCAGAGGAACCCACUUGCUCCAGCAGUGUGAAUUUGAAGAAAAGUCCAUCUGAAAGUGAUGUAACCAAAUCUGAUGCUGAGGACAGCAAGCUCUCCAUCAUCAGCUGGAAUGUGGAUGGUUUGGACACAUUAAGUCUUAGAGAGCAUGCCCGGGAUUAUCUGUGCCAUCAGCUAACAUAG
Messenger RNA from Rhinichthys klamathensis goyatoka, 540 nucleotides. Its product is annotated as tyrosyl-DNA phosphodiesterase 2-like. Bases 175 to 540 code for a protein of 121 amino acids. The record is from RefSeq and is a predicted model, not a curated record. NCBI's taxonomy places the organism in Eukaryota, Metazoa, Chordata, Actinopteri, Cypriniformes, Leuciscidae. The transcript is spliced from 4 exons.